AUGGCACUGCAACACCCUUACCACUACCUUACAUCAGCAUCCAAUCCUCGUCGAAUAUAUCUUACACAACCAUCAGGUGAUAGGAAAGGGAGUGGCACUGGCACCCAAUAUGGAAGAUCACCUGCUGAGCAAUUCGCACCGCUAGCAUCAACAUUCCAACGACGGCUUAUAAUAGGCAUUGGGUCAGCUUCUUUAGUAGCUAUUGGUGCUAAUUUUACCGGAAUCACGAGCUUCCUCCUUGGGCUUUCACCAGAGACUGGGAGAAAUCUCAAGCUGGAUGUGCUUUAUCCAAUAGGAGGAUAUAGUCGCUGCAUUCAACCAGAUGAAGGAUUUGAAUUCAUAUAUCCAGCUACAUGGGUUGCAGACCAGACAUUACUGUAUAGAGCAGCAGAGCGGGCAGAACGAGAGAGAUCACUCGAUCCCCUUCCUCUCAGUUCUGGUAAACGACGCAAAAGAAAUGUGAAUGAACCAGUCAUUGCCUUUGGUCCUCCUAGCUCGACUGGUGAGCUUAAUGUCAGCGUGAUUGUUUCACCAGUCUCUGUAGAUUUCAGGAUAGAAGCAUUUGGAGGACCAAAAGAGGUAGGAGAAGCAGUUAUCAAAACUAUAACAGCCCCCACACGGCGCCCGGAUGUGAAGGCUACACUGCUGAGAUCAAACCUGCGGCAGGAUUUGCUAAAAAAUAUUAGUUAUUAUGAACUGGAAUUUAGGGUUGAUAGCCCCUCAUUCCAGCGCCAUAACGUGACUGUAUGCUGCGCCCAAAAUGGACGGCUAUACACACUGAAUGCCCAAGCCCCAGAAACAGCAUGGCCGGAAGUGGAAAUAGAAUUCUACAACAUGGCUGCUUCUUUUAGUCUCACUUCAUAACAUAUGCAUGUAAAAGAAUGUUGUAACGACGCAGGUUAAAAAUAGAAAUAAAGGAUCAGGAAAUAAAUUCACGUAGUUCGACCAAA
Beta vulgaris subsp. vulgaris (sugar beet) is the source of this 950-nucleotide messenger RNA. RefSeq names its product psbP domain-containing protein 7, chloroplastic. The transcript is spliced from 3 exons. NCBI's taxonomy places the organism in Eukaryota, Viridiplantae, Streptophyta, Magnoliopsida, Caryophyllales, Amaranthaceae. Gene Ontology annotation, biological process: photosynthesis. Gene Ontology annotation, molecular function: calcium ion binding. Gene Ontology annotation, cellular component: photosystem II; photosystem II oxygen evolving complex; extrinsic component of membrane. The coding region runs from base 1 to 864 and encodes 287 amino acids. The record is from RefSeq and is a predicted model, not a curated record.